Molecule: messenger RNA, 564 nt
Organism: Contarinia nasturtii (swede midge)
Lineage: Eukaryota; Metazoa; Arthropoda; Insecta; Diptera; Cecidomyiidae
Exons: 3
Coding region: 53-391 (112 amino acids)
Source: RefSeq, a predicted model, not a curated record
AAACUCAGUUGAUCUUUACAAAGUGUUGAGAAGGCAAGAAGGCAUCAAUAAAAUGAAUUCAUCAAAAUUGUUUGCUGUUUUGCUGGUUACAGUUUUGUACUGUAAAAAUUUGAACGCACAGGUCAAAGACGGUACCUACAUCACUCUCUACGAUGAUCAAUGGCAACAAGGAUAUUCCGAAACAUUUGAAGUGAAUGGAUGUACAAAUGUUCCACCGCAGAUCGAUGACAGGGCAUCAUCUGUGGAUACUCAGGGUAACUGUGUCGUUUUAUGCGCUGAUUCGUUUUGCGAAGGUAGGUGUGAGGGAGUUCCAGGCAGCAGCAUCACAGAUCAUGGAAAUUUUGAAGCUGCUAGCUUUAACGAUGUUGUUUCUUCAGCAAAACCAUGCUAAUGAUUCUGCCUCACAUUAUCAAGGGGACAUUUUUUUCUUACCUAUUUUAAUCUGGAGGGUACAUCUAUUUGAACGCAUUUGCACCGUUCUUUCCGCCGAGUAGCAUGCAUUUCGUGUAAUGAAACUUUUGUUAAAAAUUUGUAAAAGAAAUUAAAGGUUUUCCAUUUCUCAUA